This is a messenger RNA of Oncorhynchus gorbuscha (pink salmon), 867 nucleotides long. Its product is annotated as vegetative cell wall protein gp1-like. Lineage: Eukaryota; Metazoa; Chordata; Actinopteri; Salmoniformes; Salmonidae. The coding region runs from base 1 to 867 and encodes 288 amino acids. The transcript has 3 exons. The record is from RefSeq and is a predicted model, not a curated record.
AUGACAAUACACUUCAACCUGCACGAGGCAGUGAAGGAGGAGGCACACAGGGGCCCUCCUCACAGCCCAACUUCCACCUCCCAGCCCUCCUCACAGCCCAACUUCCACCUCCCAGCCCUCCUCACAGCCCCCAACUUCCACCUCCCAGCCCUCCUCACAGCCCCCAACUUCCACCUCACAGCCCCCUCACAGCCCCCAACUUCCACCUCACAGCCCCCAACUUCCACCUCCCAGCCCUCCUCACAGCCCCCAACUUCCACCUCCCAGCCUACCUCCCAGCCCAACUCCCACCUCCUAGCCUACCUCCCAGCCUUCCUCCCAGCCCAACUCCCAGCUACCAGUCCACGUCCCAGCUUCCAGCCCUCCUCACAGCCCAACUUCCACCUCCCAGCCCUCCUCACAGCCCAACUUCCACCUCCCAGCCCUCCUCACAGCCCAACUUCCACCUCCCAGCCCUCCUCACAGCCCAACGCCCAACUUCCACCUCCCAGCCCUCCUCACAGCCCAACGCCCAACUUCCACCUCCCAGCCCUCCUCACAGCCCCUAACUUCCACCUCCCAGCCCUCCUCACACCCUCCUCACAGCCCCCAACUUCCACCUCACAGCCCCCAACUUCCACCUCACAGCCCCCAACUUCCACCUCCCAGCCCUCCUCACAGCCCCCAACUUCCACCUCCCAGCCUACCUCCCAGCCCAACUCCCACCUCCUAGCCUACCUCCCAGCCUUCCUCCCAGCCCAACUCCCAGCUACCAGUCCACGUCCCAGCUUCCAGCCCUCCUCCCAGCCCAACUCCCAGCUCCCAGCCCACCUCCCAGCCCACCUCCCAGCUCCCAGCCCACCUCCCAGCCCACCUCCCACCUCCUAG